Molecule: messenger RNA, 9774 nt
Organism: Recurvomyces mirabilis
Lineage: Eukaryota; Fungi; Ascomycota; Dothideomycetes; Mycosphaerellales; Teratosphaeriaceae
Gene: VPS13
Product: Vacuolar protein sorting-associated protein 13
Exons: 1
Coding region: 1-9774 (3257 amino acids)
Biological process (GO): protein retention in Golgi apparatus; late endosome to vacuole transport; mitochondrion organization
Cellular component (GO): extrinsic component of membrane
Source: RefSeq, a predicted model, not a curated record
AUGUUGGAAUCCCUCGUCGCCAACCUGCUUAACCGCUUCCUGGGCAUGUAUGUGCGGAACUUUGACCCAAAGCAGUUACAAGUCGGUCUUUUCUCUGGCGACGUCACACUACGCAACCUCGAGUUACGGAAAGAAGCUCUGGACCAGUUCCACCUACCAAUCAAUGUGAUCGAGGGCCACAUAUCAAGUCUCGUACUCAAGAUCCCACUGAGCAACCUCCGAGGGCAGCCUGUCCGCAUCAACAUUGAGGAUGUGUUCCUGCUGGCGGCGCCCAAGGAAGAUGAGGCGUAUAAUGCGGAGGAAGAGGAGAAGAGAGCACAUGCCGUCAAGAUGGAGAAGUUGGACUCGGCCGAGCUGCUGAAGGAGCGCAAUACUGAGGGUAUGUCGCAGGAGGAGCAGAAGAAGCAGCAGUCUUUUACCGCUGCUCUCACAACGACCAUCAUCGACAACGUACAGAUACAGGUCAAGAAUGUGCACAUUCGAUAUGAGGACGCUGUAUCAGACCCUGGCCACCCGUUUGCGGCUGGUCUGACAUUACAGGAGCUGAGUGCUGUCUCCACGGAUGAGAACUGGCGACCAACAUGGAUUCAGAGCACAUCUGCUACUACACACAAGCUGGCCACUCUUGGCUCAUUAGCCAUAUACUGGGAUACUAAUGCUGAGCUCAUUGGUCAAGGUACUGGUGCGAAGGAUGCCAAAGAGCAAGGCAUUAGCCAUGAUCAAAUACUCGACAAGUUCCGGGAGCUCAUCGUCAAGGGGGACAGUCCGACAGUCAAGGAGCACCAAUACAUCCUCAAACCAGUGUCUGGUCGGGCUGGUCUGGAGAUGGACAAGACUGGCAAGCAUGAUCGUCCGAACAUGAAGGCUCGUCUACUGUUCAACGAGCUCGGCUUUGUGCUGGACGAUGAGCAGUACCGUGAUGCUCUCAUGUUGGUAGACCUUUUUCACUACUUCAUUCGGCACCAGGAGUACCGGAAGUUACAGCCCACGAAGCCCGUCAAGGAGGACCCGAAGGCCUGGCUCCUUUUCGCCGGCAAAGCCGUACUCGACCGCAUACAUGAUCGCAACAAGCAGUGGAGCUGGGCGCACAUUGCUGAACGCCGAGAUGAUCGCAAGAAGUAUAUCACGCUGUUCAAGAAAAAGAAGAAGGAAGAGAAGCUCACGCCGGAUGAGACGAAGGAGCUAGACGCCUUAGAGCGGAAGUUGACAUACGAAGAUCUUCGAUUCUGGAGAUCCUUGGCACGAAAUCAGCUUCGGAAGGAAAAUGUUGGCGUCAAGAAGGAAGCUCCGAAAUCGACUUGGUCUUCGUAUAUCUGGGGCGGUGCUAAGAAGCAGGAAGAGACUCAUGAUGACUCGCAGAUGUCUGAAAAGGAGCGCGAUGAGCUGUAUAAAGCUAUCGACUUUGAUGAGAAGAAGUCUCUGACUGAGGCGGUGGAUGCACCAAAGGAGGCUAUUAAGUUACAGGUCGAUAUGAGUCUGAAGACUGGCAGUUUCACUUUGCGGAGAGAUCCACAUAAGAAGAACACUGAUAUCUUGCAUCUCUCUUUCGACGACUUCUCGACUGAGUUCGUACAACGGACCGACUCGACGCUCGUGGACUUGAGUCUAGGUGGCAUGCGCUUGUUCGAUGGCUCGACAGAAGGGAAUCUUUUCGAGCAGAUGCUGAAGGUCAAAGACGCUGCGCCUCUUCCAGCGUCGAAACGAGUGCAGGAGCUUGGUGAUGAUGAAGGAGAUGAGAAGUUUGAGGAUGCUCCUGAAAAAGAGGCAGAGGAGGAUGAUGAGCAGGAACCGUUCUUCAAUAUGUCUCUCGAACAGAAUCCGAUUGAUGGUCAUGCCGAUACCGCCGUGAACCUCAAGCUCAAAGCGAUGGAAAUUAUCUACAAUCCAAACUUCGUGGUGCAAGUCACCAAGUUCUUCAAGCCUCCAGAGCAGCACAUGGAAUCCAUCGGUGCCCUUAUGGAGACGGCAGGCUCGACGGUGGAAGGUCUACGGCAGCAGACACGAGCCGGACUCGAAUUUGCGCUGCAAGAGCAUAAGACUAUCGAUCUGCAGCUGGAUCUGCAAGCACCUCUUAUCAUCGUGCCGGACAGUGUGACCAAGAAGAGCGAUAUCUGCCUGAUCCUGGACGCCGGUCAUGCGAGCGUGCGCAGCAACCUCAUCGACAAGGCCACCCUGUCCGAUAUACAGAACAAGCAGCAGAAGCAAUACACCGAGAAAGACUUCAAGAAUCUUGAAAAUCUCAUGUACGACAGAUUCAUGCUCAAGCUUGAGUCGACACAACUCCUCAUGGGUACUACUGUGGAGGAUACCAAAAAGCAGCUUGACGAGGACGCCGAAGUACGCAAUUUCCAUCUGGUCGACCGACUCAACAUGGACUUCAGCAUCGAGAGUUGCAUCAUACCUAAGACGACGGAGCUGACCAAGUUUCGCAUCAAUGGCCAUCUGCCGCUGCUGCAUGCUAUGUUCAGCGACGCCAAGUACAAAGCACUGAUGAAGCUGCUGGACUUUGCCAUACCCAAGUUUGAUGAAGACAAGAAGGACGUCGCACCAGCGAAGACUCUCGAAGCUAGCAAGGCUGAGAAAGCAAACCGUAGGAAGAGCACUUUAGCAGCAAACGAUGCUGGCAGACCGAGAGGCAAGUCCUUCCAGACCUCGCGUGGGGAGCUUGUGGUGGAUGAAGAGGCUGGCGAGGCGCAAGCAAAGCGCGACCAUGAUGCCAAGACUGGGCCACCAGCGAGCACAGGCAAGAAGGCCCCUGAGAUUAACCCUGAGCAACGGACUUUCGAAUUCAAGUUUACGGUCGAUAAGCUGCAAGGCUCACUGUACAAGGCUGACCCAGAUGGGAAGAAUGGGGAUCGAUUGCUCGUUGACCUGAUUGCUGAGACUUUCUACCUCGAGUUCUACCAGCGCGCAUUCGAUAUGGUCGCUGAUGUCAGGCUUCGUGCUUUGACAGUGGAAGAUCAUGUCGAGGACUCACCAGCACCUGAAUUCAAGGAUCUGAUCUCGAGCGAGGACAUCUACGCGAAGAAGAAGGAGGAUCUGCUUACGAUCCACUUCUUUAUGGUCAAGCCUGAGCAUCCGGAGUUUCAGGAGAAGUUCGAGGGGAUCAAGACGAAUUUGGAUGUUGCUGUGAGCACGAUCAACCUUAUGGUCACGAGAAGGACAUUAUUGACGUUGCUGGAUUUCGUGCUUGAUACUUUUACUUCGAAUGAGAAGCCGCAUGUUGCUGAGGAGUCGGAUGACGAUGAGCCAGAGGAGCAAGCACCUGCACCACAGCAGCAGGAUAAGAUCCGGAUCAAGGCUGAGCUGAGGAGAGUAGCAGUCAUACUGAACAAUGAUGGCAUUCGACUCGCGACGCUGAGCUUGACGUCCGCAAGCGUGAACGUGUUCCUCGCUGGCAAGACGAUGCAAGUCGGUGCUCGACUCGACAAUCUUGGCUUGGUGGACGAUAUCAACCAGGGUGUUUCGGAAGAGUCGGCACUCAGACAGAUGAUCAGUAUCCAAGGUAACGAGCUGGCUGAUUUCAAGUACGAGACGCAUGAUCCGGCUUCGGAGGACUAUCCUGGCCAUGACACCACGAUCUUCUUGCGCUCGGGUUCGCUGAAGAUCAAUUUUGUGACCGAGCCUUUCCGCAAAAUCAUGGAGUUCGGGGUCAAAUUUGGCAAGAUGCAGGCUAUCUUCAAUGCCGCUCGCCAGGCUGCGCAAGUACAAGCCAAUAAGGUGCAGCAGAGUGCAAGCAGAAUGCACUUCGAUAUUCUGAUCAAGACACCCAUUGUCGCCUUUCCACGCAUGAUCAUUACAGAGAACCCCGCUAGGGACACCUUGACCGCUUACCUUGGCGAGAUCUACGCGAAUAACAAGUUCGUUCCGCUCGAAGAAGGCAAGAGUGAAGGUCAGACAGCGAAUAAGCUCAGUGCUGGUAUUCGAAACGUGCGACUCGUGUCCACCUUCAACUACGAAGGUGAUAAGCAUGAGGAAUUGGAGAUGCUUGAUAAGGUUGGGCUUGACUUCAACAUCACGCAGAUCGAGCAUCAAGCUGGACAGGAGCGACCGGAUAUGGAGAUUGAGGGAUCGAUGAGCAAUAUCAAUCUCCGCAUCACGGAGCAGCAGAUGAAGUUUGCCAUGGAGCUGGCGAGGAAUAUUCCGCAGGCUUUUGCUCUGGAGAGCGAGGAAGAUGUUGCGGGAGAGGUGGAGGAGGAGUUGGGUGAGGAGGUUGUGGAGCCUGCCAGACAGAUACAGCCGGCCGGUGAUAAGAAGAAAGAUGAGAGUGCUGUGGCGAAAGCUAGUCACCAGGGCCCUGAGCUGGGUAAGGAGGAAGGUAGCUGGACUAAGAUGGAUCUGGUUUUCAAGGUCGGUGCUAUCGGGCUCGAACUCGUGUCUGGGCCGCUCGAGGCACCGAUUGGAGAUAUUGAGGCUGCCAGCUUGUCCAAGUUCUCGCUCAAUGAGACGAGCAUCAAGCUCAAGAUGCUGAGUGAUGGUGGCUUGGAGAGUGAGCUACUGAUUCAGUCUUUCACGAUUACGGAUACGAGGACGAAGGAGAGGAAUAAGUUCCGCAAGAUCAUGAGUCUUAUCAAUACGGAGGUUAAGCAGCAGUUUAUGGCUUCGGUCAGCAUUUCUGGUGGCGAGGAGAAGAAUCUUAUUGCGCUCUUGACGGUGGACAGCCCGAGAGUGAUCGUCGCACUGGACUAUCUUUUCGCUGUGUUGGCUUUCGUAAAUAAGGGCCUGAAGACUGAAGAGGCGCUCGUAAUUGAAGAAGAGAGCGAAGCUGAGACGGUAGCCGAGGAGGAUAGGGAAAGUGUGGACACUGAUGAGCUGGUCCAGCGCAAGAACAAAGAAGCGGCUGAUGCAGAAGAUGCGGAGCAGAAGCCGGGUAUGAGUAUCUCGUACCGUGUCGAGGUCAUCGAUGCACAGGUUGUCUUGCUCGCGAAUCCAUCGAUCAGCAACUCCGAAGCAAUCGUGCUCGGUACGAAGCAAGUCCUUGUUUCGCAGCAGCAUGCCAUGACUCUGCAGGUCGAGAAAGUCGGGAUGUUCCUGUGCCGCAUGGAUCAGUUCGAGACCUCGCAACUCCGUAUCUUGGACGACUUCAGCAUUCAGACAUCCCUGGACAUGCGCUCGCAAGCGAAGGAUUCUUCUAUGACAAGUAUCCACGUCGAUAUCGAGCCACUCGUGCUGCGACUGAGUCUGAGAGAUAUCCUGCUCGCUAUGCAGAUUUUCCAGCGCGCGAGCAGUAUGCAAGGUGAUCAGGACAAGAAGCUGCAGGAUGAGGGUCCAAAGAAGAUAGCCCAGAUCAAGGGUGACCAACCCGCGAAACCUGCCAAGACCAAGUCUACGAAGAAGACGAUUGGCUCAACUACGGCGAACAAGGUCCAGGCGAAGAGCAUUAGUACCAAGAAGUCGACUGUUGGUCAGAAGCCGCAAGAUGAUGAUCAAGCUCUGGGCUCGGCGGUUCUGAAGCGCGAGGAGAUGAAGAUCCAGAUGGACGGCAUUCGUGUCGUGCUCAUUGGCGAUCUUCACGAGCUGCCGAUUCUGGAUUGGAGUGUUAAGAAGUUUGACGUCGAUGUGAGAGACUGGACUGGCAACAUGACUGCCGAUACAAGCAUCGACACAUACUUUAACGUCUACAACUUCUCGAAGUCUGCUUGGGAGCCUUUGAUCGAGCCGUGGACACUAGGCUUUCAUCUGGCCAAGGAAAAUGACAAGAUGGCUGCUGAGCUGUUCUCGAGGAAGAUGCUUGAGUUGACGAUCACAUCUGCCACCAUUGCUUUGGCAUCGAAGUCGGCAGACUUUUUGUCCUCGGAAGAGGAUGUGCUGUCGAAGCCUAGAGGCAGUGACGCGCCGUACAAGAUUUGCAACUACACCGGCUUCGAGGUAGAUGUGUGGUCUAGCGGCGAAGCGAACAACGACGAUGAAGGUCAAGCGGCGAAAUUGCAAGAUGGCGAGGAGAAGCCUUGGCGAUUCGAGGAUCCUACCACGACUCGUGAGACGUUGUCACCUGAAGGUCAAUCCGGGGUGAUUGGUGUCCGGUUGCAGGGCAGUGGAUUUGAUAGCAUCGACCGGAUCCAGGUCAGCCGCGAGGGUGAAGAUCUAUACAAUCUGAAGCCGAGAAAGGACAAGGUGCAGCACCGCAUGCUUGUCGAGAUCAAGCUAGGCAUGGACAAUGUCAAGUACAUCACUCUACGAUCGCCUCUCUUGGUGGAGAACAACACACAGUUGCCCAUUGAGCUGGGCGUGUACAGCCCUGAGGAGGGCCAUCUGCUGAAGAUCGAGAAGAUCCCACCUGGAGAAGCACGACCAGCACCUGUUGGUGCAGCAUUCAUGCACUCGCUUGUUGUAAGACCUGAUCAAGGCUUCGGCUAUACCUGGUCGAACGAGCGCUUGUUCUGGAAGGAUCUUCUCAAGCGACCUAUGAAGACGAUCAGCUGUGCCGGAGAAUCUGAUCAGAAUUCACCGCCUUUCCACUUUCAGAUGCAGGCUGUUUAUGACAAGAACAACCCACUCACGGCGGUAUACCCAUACAUGAGAAUCAAGUUGUCGGCACCAGUGGAAGUGCAGAAUCUGCUGCCAUACGACUUCAAGUAUCGCAUUUACGACAAGAACACUAAGAAAGACUGGACAAACUUCUUGCGCAAGGGUGGCGUGAGCCCCGUGCAUGUGGUCGAGCUGUCCCACCUGUUGCUCAUGAGUGUGGACAUGCAAGAUACACCUUUCAAGGCUAGUGAGUUUGCGAUCAUCAACUCUGGCAACAACGAGAAUGACUUUCGACGGGAGAAGACCUUGUCGGUCAAGGAUAAUGGCGGUCUGGAGUUGAGGCUCAAGAUCCACUACUUCAAUGUUCCGGACAGUGGUGGCGCGUUCAAAAUCACGGUCUAUGCUCCGUACGUGAUCCUCAAUCGCACAGGUAUCGAGCUAGAUUUGAGGAGCAAAGCAUUCUUCGGGGCCAGCAAGAGCGCUGCAGGAAACCAGGCUUUUGUCGACCGUGCCGAGGGCGAGGACGGGAGAACAGCAAAGCCUUUCAUGUUCUCCUUCCCGACUGACGACCGACGGAACCGUGGUCUACUCAAGCUUGGCGAAUCUGCGUGGAGUCAACCUGUCAGUUUCGAUGCCAUUGGAGCCAACCAGGACGUGAAGUUGCCUGCUGCUUCCGGUAGGUCCGAGAUGCAUGCUGGUCUGCACGUUAUGGAAGGCGAGGGCAAGUACAAGCUUACCAAGGUCAUUACGGUCACGCCAAGGUUUGUGGUGAAGAAUCGCUUGACAGAGGACAUUCAGAUCCGAGAGCCAGGAUCUACUGAAACCACGACCUUGAAGUCAGCUGAACUGCACCCAUUGAGGUUCCUACAACAGAGCGCUGGACAACAGCUUUGCCUGUGCUUCCCCGGUGUGAGCAACAAGUGGUCAUCGCCUUUCGACAUCGCCAAUGUUGGCAGUGUACACAUCAAGCUGGCGAAGUCUGGUGAGCGACAGAAGCUUAUUCGGGUUGAGAUCCUCAUGGAGGGAGCCACAAUAUUCUUGCAUCUGAGCUUGGAGACGAAGCAUUGGCCUUUCUCUAUGCGCAAUGAGAGCGACCAGGAGUUCUUAUUCUGGCAGGCGAACCCAAAUGUGGACGAGGACGAGGAGGAUAGGACCUCCGGCUGGAAGCCAAUCAAGUACCGAUUACCACCACGCUCUAUCAUGCCAUACGCUUGGAACUAUCCUUCAACCAAGAACAAGAAUCUUGUGCUCGGUGCCAACAAGAAGGAAAGACAUGUCAAGCUCGCAGAGAUCGGAAAUCUGAUUCCGAUGCGCAUAGCAGCUGCACCAGGCCAACAGAGACAGAAAGUCAUCGAUCUCAAUGUCGUUGCUGAAGGACCAACUCAGACACUCGUGUUGUCGAACUACAAGCCUUCUAAGAGCUUGUACAAGCAGAAGUCGGCUAGUGCAACAUCAUCGACAGCUGCCGGUUUCGAGGUGAAGGAUCAAGAUAUCCACGAGACAAUCAGCGCAGCUGUUCGCUUCGAAGCUGGCAUCGGCAUCUCCCUUGUCAAUGCACAGCUUCGUGAACUCAUCUAUGUGACAUGGCGCGAUAUCAAACUGGAAUACAAAGAGUCGCCGCUCUUCCAAACUGUCACACUCACUGUUCGCUGGAUCCAGAUCGACAAUCAGCUCUACGGUGGCAUCUUCCCUCUCAUCUUCUACCCAUCUGUCGUGCCCAAGACCGGCAAGGAGAUGAAUGCGCAUCCGAUCUUCCGCAGUACGGUGACAAGAGUCAAGGACGAUUCUUAUGGUGUCAUGUACAUCAAGUACUUCACAUUCUUGCUGCAGCAAAUGACCAUUGAGAUUGACGAGGACUUCAUCUUUGCUUUGUUAGACUUCACGAAGAUUCCUGGUGCUUCAUGGACGGAGGAGAAAGAAGGUAGACUGGCACCCGACAGUCUGGACAUCCCAGAGCCUCAGCAGGAGCAAUCUGGCCAGGACAUCUACUUCGAGCUGUUGCAGCUUCAGCCGAUGCAAUUCGAUUUGUCCUUCGUGAGGACUGAACGUAUCAAUGCAGAGGACACAGGAAGCUCAUCGAGCAAUCCAUUCAUGUUCGCUGUCAAUGUGCUCACGAUGUCGAUUGGCAACGUCAACGAUGCUCCGAUCAGAUAUAAUGCGCUCAUGCUGGAGAACGCACGUUUGUCUGUUGGCGCGCUGAUCAACAACAUUCAGAGUCAUUACGUGCAGGAGUCGUUGCGACAAGUCCACGUCGUCAUUGGCUCAGCCGACUUCCUCGGUAAUCCAGUCGGCCUCUUCAACAACAUCAGUUCCGGUGUUGCAGACAUCUUUUACGAGCCAUACCAGGGUCUCGUCACCGAUCGUCCACAAGAUCUCGGCAUUGGUAUUGCAAAAGGAGCUAGCAGCUUCGUUAAGAAGAGUGUCUUUGGUCUGUCAGACAGUGUCUCCAAGUUCACUGGCAGUAUUAGCAAGGGUCUUGCUGCUGCUAGUAUGGACAAGGAGUUUCAGGAUCAGCGCCGUAUGUCGAGGUCGCGCAACAGGCCAAAGCAUGCACUUUAUGGUAUCACAUCUGGCGGUAAUGCUUUCGCAAGCAGUCUAGCCAGUGGUAUUGGUGGUCUUGCUAGGCAACCAAUGCAGGGUGCCGAGAAGGAGGGUGCCGCCGGAUUUGUGAAGGGUGUUGGCAAAGGUCUCCUCGGCCUUGCUACCAAGCCAGCGAUCGGUGCUUUCGAUCUCGCCUCCAAUAUGGCCGAAGGCGUGAAGAACACAACUACUGUCUUCGACCAAGAUGGCCUAGAUCGUGUGCGCUACGCCCGCUUCAUCGGCCUUGAUGGUGUAGUCCGACCGUACAGUCAACGUGAAUCGGUGGGACAAUUCUGGCUCAAGACAACAGAUAACGGCAAGUACUUCAACGAAAGCUACAUCGCUCAUCUUGAGCUCGACAGCUCAUCCCAGGGCGAUCGGGGUGGGAACGGUAAUGGCUCCUCCACUCCAACCACGCCAACCACACCAGGAGGCAAGAACGGCGGCGGUAAGAGAGGUCAGCAGACGGAAGCGUCCAUGCUUAUCAUCAUCACCUAUAACCUGAUCAUGCAAGUUCGUGCCAGGAACUUGACGACGAUCUGGGAUGUGCCGCUCAAGGAUGUGCAGACUAUCAGUAAGGAGAGGACAGGCAUGAGUAUUGUGCUGAAGGGUGGCACGAAUGGGCCUUUCAUUCCGAUCGCGGAUGAGAUGUCAAGGAAUUGGUUGUAUCGGCAGGUGGCCGUCGCGGUGAAUGCUUAUAAUGACAAGUGGAAUGCUAAAGGUUAG